AUGUCUUCCGCUUUCCCCCCCACGGCGGCCGCUUCCCAGGGUUCCAAUUCUCGCCAGUCGGCGCGUCAGACACGCACGAACCCAUCCCGGACCUCCAAGACUCAGGGUCGCUCGUCCUUCGCCUAUGGACAUUCUUCAAUGGCCGAUGCAACUCCUACGCCGCCCAUUUCCCAUGGCUUCUAUCCGGCAAUCACGCAUUUCACAGACGCCAUCGCCGCGCUACCCCGGGAGUUUCGCCGACACAAUUCGUUGCUGAAGGAGGUGGACGCUAAAGCUUGGGCUUUGGAGGACAAUUUACUCCAGCUUCUGAAGUCCUCUUCUGAAUCUCAGGCUGUUCCUUUUCCUCCGAAUCCGGCACCUGUCAUUGCUGGUGCGGAAUUAUCUCAGCCGCCAGAAUCCCAGGAGAGUAGAAACCGUCGGAUUCUGUUUGAUCGCGUACGGCAUACCCUUUCGGAUUUGAUGAUGACCGCGGACGAGAAAAACCAUGUGAUCUCCAAUGCGAAUGAUGAGCUGGACCGUCAGAUUCUGCGUCUAGACACUAUCUUUCCCUUUAUUGCAGGCGAGAUAAGCGAUGAGGCGCGCUUGGGUAGCCUUACACAUUGGGCUUAUUCGAAUCGAAAUGCCGCCGCCAAGGCUGCUGCCAAUGAACGCCCUCGCCGGGAAGCCGCAUCAAACAAGGAUUUAGUCCAUGCUCUUCAGGAGGCAGAAGCCGUAUCACGAAGCGAAGCCCGACGGGAAGCUGUCUUGGCACGGAGACAGCGUCGAGGACAUGCUGAUUCUGAUCUUGAUGAAGUGCGCACUGGUGGCAGUCGCAAGGGACAGUCGAGUAAAGUACGUGCUGCUACAGGCGAUGCGUCUACUGCUGGUCAUGCGCAUGGAGCCAGUGGUACGUCUGGCCAGACGAAACGUCGCAAGGUCGAACGGCCGCCACAGGUAGAUACGGGGGCUGCAAUGGAGAGGACCGCCAGCAGCAAUGCCUCCGGGCGGGCGGCCUCCAAGGACGGACCUGAUGCUACGAAGAAAAGAUCCCGCGCACCGAAUACGAAUGCCGCUGCCGCACGCAAAAGGAACAAUACCGGUGUUUCUUCUACAGAUUCUCCCAUUCUGGCACCGUCACCGGUUGUUGGGCCCGCAACCAUACCACGGAACACAGGCAGUCCAGGACCAGCUGCUCCAGCUCGCCCGCAGUCGUCUCGUGCUCAACAAAAUGCAAACCAAACUACUAAUGGCCGCCAAAGACCAUCAUCCUCGACCUCAAACCGUGUGGCUAGUAACAAUAAGCCAAUGGAGGCCAGGGCGAUACCCAAAGAGACUGCUUCCAGAGCUGAUGCGGUUCCAGCACCAAACCCAGAUAACCAACGUCGGGAGGCAGACAGUGAAGCUGUGGAUGUGGCCGUGUCGAAGGUUUCGGCACCCGUUGGUACCAAGCGUGACGACGCAGACGGCAAGCCUACCGAAUCAAUUGAACGAGCGGAAACUCCAGCGUUACCCGCGUUGAACACAGCACCGAAGGGACGAUCGUCCAAGACAUCGACACCUGUCACGACAACGUUCUCAGAGAGUACCCAGCAGCGUGUACGGGCUACACGCAGUACAGACCCUGCCCCUUCCAAGCGAUCCCAGAAGAAGAAUGGCAGCACGCCGGUGGCGCAGCCGAGAGCUCCGUCCGAAGAGGAAGAAUCUCUCCAUGAAGGGGAUGACGAGGACGAAGAGGGAGAGCCGCGAUACUGCUACUGCAAUGAGAUCAGUUUCGGAGAAAUGGUUGCGUGCGACAAUGACGCAUGCCCCCGAGAAUGGUUCCAUUUGUCCUGUGUUGGAUUGACCAAGCCUCCGGGCAAAAACGUCAAAUGGUAUUGUAAUGAGUGCAAGGAUAACAUGCGACGCGGUCGAAAUGGACGGUAG
Messenger RNA from Aspergillus tanneri, 1902 nucleotides. Its product is annotated as putative PHD finger domain protein (Ing1). The record is from RefSeq and is a predicted model, not a curated record. Lineage: Eukaryota; Fungi; Ascomycota; Eurotiomycetes; Eurotiales; Aspergillaceae. The transcript has 5 exons. Gene Ontology annotation, biological process: regulation of DNA-templated transcription. The coding region runs from base 1 to 1902 and encodes 633 amino acids. Gene Ontology annotation, cellular component: Rpd3L complex; nucleus; Rpd3L-Expanded complex.